This is a messenger RNA of Camponotus floridanus (Florida carpenter ant), 1134 nucleotides long. RefSeq lists its product as uncharacterized. The transcript is spliced from 3 exons. The record is from RefSeq and is a predicted model, not a curated record. Lineage: Eukaryota; Metazoa; Arthropoda; Insecta; Hymenoptera; Formicidae. The coding region runs from base 1 to 1134 and encodes 377 amino acids.
AUGAGGGACAUUCUGAGCAUCGGCGGGGAACCCGUCUUCGAUGAUCGCAUCGUGAAGAUUGAGAGUCACACGUACAAUCCCAGGACCUAUACACGCUGCCGUGCGAGUUUUCUCUACGUCGAAGGUAGACUGCACGCGAAGAAUAAUCCGCCGCUCGCGUCGAGCGGCGAAUCGGGUAAGCCUGCCUCGGCCUCUAAGGAGCCGUCCGUGCCCUCGACGCCGGCGUGGCUCGUGAACAAUUGCGUCGCCUUUAUGUUCGAGGAGAUACGUUACGAGCUCGAUGGCGUGGAGAUCGAUCGUAAUCGCAACGUCGGAAUAACCAGCACGAUCAAGAACUACGUCUCUCUGACGGCACGAGGCAAGAUCUUGAAGAACGCCGGAUGGGAUCUCGCGACUGGACCGAGCGGCGUCGCGUCGACGGGCGAUUUCAACUUCUGCGUUCCUCUCGACACGCUGCUAGGUUUCUGUGAGGAUUACAGGCGCGUCGUCAUCAACGCGCGUCACGAGCUGAUUCUGAUAAGAGCGCGAAACGACAACAAUUGUCUGAUUUCGCGCGAGGAAUUCGAGCCGAGAGUCGAGCUCACGAAGAUACAGUGGCGCGUGCCGCACGUGGAUCUCUACGAGUUUCUGCUCCUGCAGAGCACGACCAAACACUCGUGGGCCGUAAAAGCGGCCACGCAGCUCGAGAAACCGCGUUACGUCAUCUUCGCGUUGCAGACCGGAAGGAAAAACGUCCUGUCGCAGGACGCUUCCAAAUUCGACGCGUGCAAUCGGACCAACGUAAAGUUGUAUCUCAAUUCCGACUUCUAUCCGUACGACGAUAUGAAUUUGGACUUCGAUAAAAACAAGAUCGCCGUACUGUACGACGCCUACGCGAGAUUUCGACGAACGUAUUACGGAUCCGCGAGCGACGAGACGCUCCUGACUAUGAACAAAUUUCUAUACUGCGGCUCGCUCGCGGUGAUAGAUUGUUCCCGCCAAAACGAAGCGAUUAAGAGCGCCACUGUGGACGUUCGUCUAGAAUUCGACUGCAAGGACAACGUUCCUUCUAACACCACGGCAUACUGUCUAAUCAUUCACGAUCGCGUGGUGGAGUACAAUCCGUUGACGAACGUCGUGCGUAAGAUCCUGUAA